This is a messenger RNA of Seminavis robusta, 600 nucleotides long. The record is from the annotation of a GenBank genome assembly. Lineage: Eukaryota; Bacillariophyta; Bacillariophyceae; Naviculales; Naviculaceae.
AUGAUUACUGUCGGAAUCUUUCUAGCUGCGCUGAUGGCGUUGCACCUUUGGCAUCGCAGCCCCACCAUUAUUAAGUGGCUUGGUAUGGCCAGUCUCUGUGUUGAUGUCAUCGGGAAUGUUCGCGUCAUCGAGGCUCUACCUGUACCUGUGGGGCAGGCAAUUUUCGCUACUGUCUUUGCUCUCUUCAUCGCGGGGCUGGCAAUUGACGAAAACAACAAGCCCGAACGAGCUAUGGUGAGAAUAUCUUUUCCCGGUUGUCGCCGUAUAUGCAAGCUUGUCGCCGCCAACAUUAAUUCGUCUGGUGCUAUCCAUGGAAGUGCAACCAUUGCCUCGAACGGAACAAUGAUCAUAGCACCGGUUAUUGUCAGCAAAAAGGGCACCAAGCCCAAACGAGCUAAAGUGGCCAUCGCCAGUAAAUCUGUUUCGACUCCGUUCUGGAAUUCCUUCAUUGCCAUUGCCAGUUCCUCUCUCAACUCGCUUUUCUCUCCUCGGCAAGCAACUGUUGGUGACGUUGCCAUGGGUGAGGGUGACAACACGAAAGGGCAUAAUAUGGACCAGAUUGAAAGGUUCACCGAGACCCGUAAGUCGCGUCAAGCUUGA